Messenger RNA from Penicillium macrosclerotiorum, 639 nucleotides. RefSeq lists its product as uncharacterized. The record is from RefSeq and is a predicted model, not a curated record. NCBI's taxonomy places the organism in Eukaryota, Fungi, Ascomycota, Eurotiomycetes, Eurotiales, Aspergillaceae. The transcript has 5 exons. Bases 1 to 639 code for a protein of 212 amino acids.
AUGAAGUUUAUCCAAGAACGACCGGAUGAAAAGCUUAGUCCUGGGCAUCAUUUGUUCCUAUAUAUGUUUGAUGAAGAUCGUCCUGCAAACGCCUUUGAUCAGGCCAAGCGCUCUCAAGUUCGUCGUUUCGCCAAAUCUCGCUUACCACUCACAUUACACGAUACCAUCAAAGUUCGCUCAUCAGAGGAAGUGCAUCAAGAUACCUUGGGCGUCCUUCAGACAAGAAAUACCGAUGUGUUUCCAAUCCAGUGCCUCAGCCGCCAUCACGAAGAGUGGAUUUUAACGCAGGCAACCCUGGAACCCGCUUGCUUGCUAGGCCUCAUUAGCUACUCGGCUGCUUUGCUAGAUUCUGAAAAGGGACCUGGAAAUCAAAAUAUGAUCGGUCCACGCACUGCAAGCUACUGGCAUGUUGCAUUCAAAGUGAAAGCUAUCAGAUACCUCAGUGAGAAAGUCUCAAAUCCGGAAGACGCUUUGUCUAUCACCACUAUCUAUGGUGUGGCAUGCGUUUUAGCUAUCGAGAUGUUAAAUGGGGACAAAGAGGCCAUCGCCACGAAUCUCCAAGGGCUUAAAACCAUUGUAUCUAUCCGAGGUGGCUUCCAGGGGAUACCUGCUGCUAUCAUGGAUCUUAUCAUCCGGUAA